Saccoglossus kowalevskii is the source of this 381-nucleotide messenger RNA. RefSeq names its product CCAAT/enhancer-binding protein gamma-like. Gene Ontology annotation, biological process: DNA-templated transcription; regulation of transcription by RNA polymerase II. The record is from RefSeq and is a predicted model, not a curated record. NCBI's taxonomy places the organism in Eukaryota, Metazoa, Hemichordata, Enteropneusta, Harrimaniidae. Gene Ontology annotation, molecular function: DNA-binding transcription factor activity, RNA polymerase II-specific; RNA polymerase II cis-regulatory region sequence-specific DNA binding.
AUGGCUCCUGACAGCACAAAGUCACCACAUCAGGCAUCCAAGACCAAGAAAAAUAAACCUACCAAGGAAAGUGAGGAAUACAAGAAGCGUCGUGCACGAAACAACAUUGCCGUGAGAAAAAGUCGUACAAAGACGAAAAUGAGGACAUUAGACACUUUAAAAAAAGUGAAUGAAUUGAAGGCGGAAAAUGAACAAUUGGAAGUGAAGGUAAAACUUCUGUCGAAGGAAUUAAGUCUUCUCAAGGAUCUUUUCCUAGCACAUGCUGGGCAUAUGCCAGAUACUAGUGGUUCCAACUCAAACUGCACUGCCAUUGAUGGAGGGACUAGUUGUUGUGCAAUAACAAAUGACGCAGGGAAUGCCACUAUAAAAGCUGAAGCUUAG